ACAAUGGAUGAAUUGGGUAAACAAUUAUAAGAAAAAAAAACUUGAGAUUGUCUCAUCAAUGGAAAUUGAAGCAAGAUCCCGAGGAAAGUCUCUAGAAAUUCUCAUGUGCGGAUACGGAUCAACGUGUGGUUAUGGUCCACGUUCGUUUCAAAGCACGUGUUGCGUCAGCUCAAUCAUCAUAUAUACAUACAUAUAUAAUUCUUCUACUAUGAAAAGGGACAAACUCAAACCCAGCACUCCUCCUCUUCCAAUCUUAUCAUAGCUCCUCAUUCCCAAUCCCAUUUCCAAAACCCAAAUUUGUUUUUGUCACUCCCCUUCACUUAUUUGCCGUGUUUCGUAUCCUGGAGCGCAGUUGAUACGUAUGUCAUUGGACGAUUAAGUUCGACAAGUUUUCGGAUUCAGAGUAUGCGGUUUCUUUGAUAAUCCUCUGGGUCCCGACUUUGUACAUUGAUGUGCGUGUACGAAUAGCUUGCCCGUCGCCAACGAGAUUAGGACUAUAAAUUCUUUCUAACAGUUACCACCUAGAUGCAGCUGCUCGGGACUGAUGAUCCUACUAAUCUGAGUUAUUGGUUGAAUUGGAGAGUGGUUGUCUGUGCAAUAUGGGUGUUGCCACCUAUGAUUAUUUCAGCAUUUCUAAUCUGGAAAUAUGAACAUUCAGACAAUUUAGACUCUGAUGGAGAGAGGACACAACAAGAGCACUCACAUAUUUUGCACCAUGAUGAAUCUUGGAGACCUUGUUUAAAAGGAAUUCACCCCAUCUUUUUGAUGUUCUUUAGGAUGGUUGCUUUCUGUCUGCUUCUGAUAGCUCUGAGUUUUGAUCUUGCUGUCCACGGAGUUGAAUUAUUUUACUACUAUACUCAGUGGACUUUUACUUUAGUCACCAUCUAUUUUGGGCUUGGGUCGUUGCUUUCUAUACAUGGGUGUUACCACCAUCUCAAAAUAAAUAGCAGCACGAAGUGCCAUUUACCAGAGGAGCUGGAGCAAGGUUUAUACACGCCUCUAGCACGUGGAGCGAAUGGUGAUCGAGUGAAAUUAUUAGAAAGGUUGAACCACCAUGGGAAAUUUGGCGCUUUACUAACUUCAGGCUUUUGGGGUCAUGUGUUUCAAAUUUUAUUCCAGAUGACAGCAGGGGCAGUAACUCUCACUGAUUUUGUUUACUGGUCCGUGAUAUUCCCAUUUCUGACUCUCAGAGAUUAUGAAAUGAAUUUUUUGACGAUUACUACGCAUUCGCUGAAUGCCAUCUUGCUGCUUGGAGAUACAGCUUUGAAUAGUCUGCAAUUCCCAUGGUUCCGGAUUUCUUACUUCAUUAUAUGGACGGGUUCUUAUGUCAUCUUCCAGUGGAUUGUUCACGCGUCUGUGGCAAUUUGGUGGCCAUAUCCUUUUCUUGACUUGUCAAUGCCUAAUGCUCCACUAUGGUAUUUGGUGGUGGCAGUACUGCAUGUCCCGUGUUACGCUAUCUUUCUACUGGUUGUGAAAGUAAAACAUUUGUUAUUAUCCAGAUGGUUCCCUCAAUCCUAUCAGUGUUAUUCAUAAGAUUUGGGAGACCAAAAUAGUAUUUCCUGUUGGCACACAAGUUUCACAACUAAUCAAUUUUCCCUUGAGGGCGGUUUACAAGAAAUGAGCAUUUCGAUUCCUGAAGGUAUGGAGGAAAGACUGGGAACGGUAUUAUUGCAAACAACUGCAGAAGAUAGGGUGACUUAUACUUCUCUGCAGUGUGUUUAAUCCAGAGAAGAUGAACUGUCUUUGUGUUGUUAAAAUUCAUCUUUAUUUACUUCAUUCCCACACAAACAAAAGAGAGAAGAAUCACCCAACAAUAACCUGAUUCUUGUCGUUGUUUCUAUUCAUUCAAAAACUUGUACAGAUAAUGCUUUGGCAUGUAGAUGAAUGAAUGGUUGGGGAAGAUAGAACACCCGUGUGAUGAA
Messenger RNA from Sesamum indicum (sesame), 1922 nucleotides. The record is from RefSeq and is a predicted model, not a curated record. Lineage: Eukaryota; Viridiplantae; Streptophyta; Magnoliopsida; Lamiales; Pedaliaceae.